AUGGCUCAAUCGGUCCCGCCCGGAGAUAUCCAGACGCAACCCAACACCAAGAUCGUCUUCAAUGCCCCGUACGACGACAAGCACACCUACCACAUCAAGGUAUCCCUUCUUGGAGCAUGAGCUCUUGAGCUUGAGGUCCUUAGUUGGACCUCAAGAUGAGCUGGAGCUUCAGGAGCCUGAAACUUCUGUCCUUAGGAUAAUCAUAAGACUUCAAACUCGGUUAGAGCUAGGAAUUUUGAAUCUGGGGGUAACUUGAAGUCUGUGAGCACGACUUCUCAAGCUACAAGUCCCUUUAGGCCUUUUCAAACUGACCUGAAAGCUUUAUUGCACCCAUGACCUUUCUUCUCAAGCUAACCAAUCCACCUUCCAAAAAUAAGAUGUGCAGGUGAUCAACUCGUCGGCCCGGCGGAUCGGCUACGGCAUCAAGACGACGAACAUGAAGCGUCUGGGCGUGGACCCGCCGUGCGGAGUCCUCGACCCCAAGGAAGCCGUUCUUCUCGCCGUCUCUUGCGACGCGUUCGCCUACGGACAGGAGGUAUACCGUACUCCCUCUCUACAGUAACCCUUCGCUCCAGGACACGAACAACGACCGCAUCACGAUCGAGUGGACGAACACCCCUGACGGCGCCGCCAAGCAGUUCCGUCGCGAAUGGUUCCAAGGCGACGGCAUGGUCCGCAGGAAGAACCUUCCCAUCGAGUACAACCCCUGA
This is a messenger RNA of Caenorhabditis auriculariae, 710 nucleotides long. Lineage: Eukaryota; Metazoa; Nematoda; Chromadorea; Rhabditida; Rhabditidae. The record is from the annotation of a GenBank genome assembly.